Molecule: messenger RNA, 1827 nt
Organism: Etheostoma cragini (Arkansas darter)
Lineage: Eukaryota; Metazoa; Chordata; Actinopteri; Perciformes; Percidae
Gene: dhcr24
Product: 24-dehydrocholesterol reductase
Exons: 9
Coding region: 165-1715 (516 amino acids)
Biological process (GO): steroid metabolic process
Cellular component (GO): cytoplasm; membrane
Molecular function (GO): FAD binding; Delta24(24-1) sterol reductase activity
Source: RefSeq, a predicted model, not a curated record
CACCUAUCGCAGUGAAAGGGUGAUAGGGUUGGGGGUUGGCGUAGUCGAUGCAGAGUUUUCCCCACAUGUGUCUCCCUUCGGUCGGUGGAAGAGUGGAACUAAACAGUGCGGGGAUACUUUAGACUGGAGAACGGUUCCAUUUGGGUCUGAACUGUCCAGAAACGAUGGACUCGCUGUUGUACUUAGCGGGCUUGGUCGUAUUGUUCCUGUUGUGGAUCAAAGUCAAAGGUCUAGAUUACGUGAUAGUUCACCAGCGGUGGAUAUUUGUGUGUUUGUUUCUGCUACCGCUCUCCGUUAUAUUUGAUGUGUAUUAUUAUGUGCGUGCGUGGCUCAUAUUCAAGAUGUGCUCGGCGCCCAAACUGCACGACCAGCGCGUGCGAGAUAUCCAGCGACAGGUGCGUGAGUGGAGGAAGGACGGCAGUAAGACCCACAUGUGUACGGGGCGGCCCGGCUGGCUCACCGUGUCUCUCAGAGUGGGGAAAUACAAGAAAACCCACAAAAACAUCAUGAUCAACAUGAUGGACAUUCUGGAGGUGGACACAAAGAGACAGGUGGUGAGAGUAGAACCGCUGGCCAACAUGGGUCAGGUGACCGCUCUCCUCACCUCUAUUGGCUGGACGCUGCCUGUGCUGCCCGAGCUCGAUGACCUCACUGUGGGUGGUUUGGUGAUGGGUACAGGCAUUGAGUCAUCCUCUCAUAUUUACGGGCUGUUUCAGCACAUCUGUGUCGCAUUUGAACUGGUUCUAGCUGAUGGGAGCUUAGUACGCUGCACUGAGGAGGAAAACCCGGACCUGUUCCAUGCCGUCCCCUGGUCCUGUGGAACUCUGGGGUUCCUGGUUGCAGCAGAGAUUAAAAUAAUCCCCGCUAAACCCUGGGUGAAGCUGCGCUAUGAGCCGGUCAGAGGGCUGGAGAACAUCUGCAAACGGUUCACUGAAGCAUCGGAGGACAGGCAGAACUCGUUUGUUGAGGGGCUCCAGUACAGUCGGGAUGCCGCCGUCAUCAUGACGGGAACAAUGACUGACCACGCUGAGCCUGAUAAGAUCAACCGAAUCGGCCUGCACUUUAAACCCUGGUUCUUUAAACACGUGGAGGGCUACCUGAAGGGCGACUACGCAGGAGUUGAAUACAUCCCUCUAAGACAGUACUAUCAUAGACACACACGCAGCAUCUUCUGGGAACUUCAGGAUAUUAUUCCUUUCGGGAACAACCCAAUAUUUCGUUGGCUUUUUGGAUGGAUGGUUCCUCCAAAGAUCUCCCUGUUGAAGCUCACCCAGGGUGAGACCAUCAGGCGGCUUUAUGAACAACACCACGUAGUCCAGGACAUGCUGGUACCCAUGAAAAAUCUGCAGGAUGCCAUCACGCGCUUCCACCAGGACAUCGACGUUUACCCUCUGUGGCUGUGUCCAUUCCUGUUGCCGCCAGGCAGAGGGAUGGUCCACCCCAAAGGUCAAGAGGAGGAGUUGUAUGUGGAUAUCGGGGCUUAUGGAGAGCCCAAAGUCAAACACUUUGAAGCUAAAGCAUCAACGCGUCAGCUGGAGAAGUUUGUUAGAGAUGUGCACGGGUUCCAGAUGCUGUAUGCAGAUGUGUACAUGAACCGAGAGGAGUUUUGGGAGAUGUUUGACGGACAGCUGUAUCACAGACUGAGAGACGAACUAGGCUGUAAGGAGGCCUUCCCGGAGGUUUACGACAAAAUCUGUAAAUCUGCCAGACACUGAACCCCAUCACUGGUACCUGACCUCGGCCCUGUGCCGCAGAUACACUCAGGCUCUGGCUGCAAGUCACGUUUGGUGUCAGCUUCUGGUUUGGGGAAGUUUCAACAAAAACAAA